AUGGACGGUAUUCUGUUCUCAACAUCUCGGGACCUAAAUCGAAAUGAACCAGACAGGGAAAGCACAUGGUCCUCUCUCCAGUUAGCAGCGGCGGAAGGCAAUCUGCAAGAAGUAAAUCGGCUGUUAGCAGAACCCACAGUGGACCCCGACGACUCUCCAAAGGGGUAUUAUGGUCAAACAGCGCUCCAAGCUGCUGCCAAUAGAGGAUAUAUCAGUGUUGUUGAAGCCCUUCUGGACGCAGGUGCAGACCCGAAUGCCCCCGGAGGAAACAAUGGUGGCAAAACAGCAAUAGUCCUGGCGUCUGAAGCAGGCCAUUUGGACAUCGCCCAAUAUCUAGUUUCUGCGGGCGCAGAUAUCAACCGUCCAGCGUACAGAUACGCAGGCCGGACUGCUCUGCAGGCCGCUGCCGAGGGAGGUCAAAUUGAGGUUCUGCGAUGGCUUCUUGCAGAAGGGGCGGAGAUUAAUGCACCACCGGCCAAGACAACCGGUCGCACUGCGCUCCAAGCCGGAGCUUCAAUGGGUCACGCUGAUAUCGUGGAAAUUCUUUUACAGAAUGGAGCCCACGUUGAAGCUCUACCUGUAAGAUAUAAAGGCCUGACAGCACUUCAAGGUGCAGCGUUGGGAGGUCACCGCCGUGUUGUCUGUCUGCUCUUGGAUGCGGGAGCUGAUGUGAAUGCCAAAGGCGCAUAUUAUAACGGGUACACGGCACUCUCAGCGGCGGCGGAAAGUGGUCACGAUGAGAUUGUUCGGAUAUUGCUCGAUGCCGGUGCAGAUGUCUCCUUGCCGUCGGGCAAUAGAGCGUGGACUGCGGCGCAGAUUGCGAAUUCUCGUGGUCAAAUAGAUAUCACGCAGCUUCUGACGCGGAGUGAACAGAAGCUGAAUACUUUUGCAAGUUCGAGUUUGGAAUAUGGUAGUAGAUCCAAUGAGCGCUCUGUAUAUACGGUAUAG
This is a messenger RNA of Penicillium malachiteum, 948 nucleotides long. RefSeq names its product ankyrin repeat domain-containing protein. The transcript has a single exon. Lineage: Eukaryota; Fungi; Ascomycota; Eurotiomycetes; Eurotiales; Aspergillaceae. Gene Ontology annotation, molecular function: protein binding. The record is from RefSeq and is a predicted model, not a curated record. Gene Ontology annotation, cellular component: nucleus; cytoplasm. The coding region runs from base 1 to 948 and encodes 315 amino acids.